GAAAAGUUACGUUAAGUUUAUGAGGAAAUUAAAACAUCCUGGUGCUGAGCAAAUUUGUCAGUCCACUGUGUGUAAUCUCAAUCUGUAGGCUUUUGCAGCGUUCUGCCUCCAUAGGGGAGUCUUUCAACAUCCCUUUUUGAACCCUACGAAAUGUUCCUUCUCCCCCUCCACAAUAAAAUUGCACUAACUAAAUGCAGUAGCAUUGAUGGAGUGUCAAGUUUGGGAAUAGAACCACACUUAAUUGUCUAAUAUAUUAGUCCAUUUGUGUAAAUUUUUGCACUCUUGUGAUUUUGGGUAUUAUUUUCCUUUUGAAAUUCUGGAUGUCAGGUGGCAUGUUUUACUUAUUAAAUAAGCUCCACAUGCAUUAAAAAUUAAAAUCCAGCAGGUCUGUAAUUGAGCCAGGAGUAAAGCUCCCCCCCCCCCAUGUUAGCAUUGUGCUCCACAAACCAUAUUUUGCUUCUUAAUUCAUUUGUGCGAUAUGCAGUCAUUAACUUCUAAAUCUUACACAUCAUUUAUGCUGUUUUAAUGAUAUAGAGCUUAUCCACAGAGUUGCUAUCCUUUGUGAUUUCCCGAAUGCCAGGAUUCAUACUUUGUUUUUAUUGGAAAGGAGAUCUACAGAGAAGAUAAAUUGAGGAUAUAAGGUUACCCAAAGGAACUUACUAUUUAAAUCAGUGGUAUGAGGAAGAUUACAACAGAACUGUUUGUCCACAUAGGAAAAUGCUGCUUAUUUAAAAGUAGUUGUAAAAGUCAUCUUAGAGAUUUGUUCAACCAGCAUAAAAUGUAGGAGCUGUAAAAGUUAUCCUUAAGAUGCAUUCAAAUUCUACAGUCUUUAGGAUUUUGCUUUAGAGAACACACAAAAAUGAGGACACCCACCUAAGACUUAAGAGGGGCUCGGGGAGUGGCGGAGGCCAUCUGUGGCUGACAAGUGCCCCGAGGAGGAAUCCUGUGGCAGAGCCUUGCACCAUGGUUCCUGCUGACAGAAAUUCACCUCUAGAGACUUUUUUUUGCUUCAGAGAUGUUGCUGAAUGGUCACGGACCCGGGGCCAAAGAACAAGAUGCACUAGUGGACAGACUGCUGACCAAGGGCUUGAGAGCUGGAUUCUGUUUUUCCUUUUCAAACUGACUUUGCAGCCACGGAGAGGAAGGGGAAAUGGAAGGUGAGGCGGUUGAAGCCAUUGUGGAGGAAUCUGAAACUUUCAUUAAAGGAAAGGAGAGAAAGACUUACCAGAGACGCCGGGAAGGGGGCCAGGAAGAGGACGCUUGCCACCUACCCCAGAACCAGACUGAUGGGGGUGAGGUGGUUCAGGAUGUCAAUAGUAGUGUGCAGAUGGUCAUGAUGGAACAGCUGGAUCCUACCCUUCUUCAGAUGAAGACCGAAGUAAUGGAGGGUACGGUCGCUCCAGAAGCAGAGGCUGCUGUGGACGAUACCCAGAUCAUAACCUUGCAGGUUGUAAAUAUGGAGGAACAGCCCAUAAACAUAGGAGAGCUUCAGCUUGUUGAAGUCCCCGUUCCCGUGACUGUACCUGUUGCUACCACUUCGGUAGAUGAACUCCAUGGGGCUUAUGAGAAUGAAGUGUCUAAAGAGGGCCUUGCAGAAAAUGAACCCAUGAUCUGUCACACCUUACCUUUGCCUGAAGGGUUUCAAGUGGUGAAAGUGGGGGCCAAUGGAGAGGUGGAGACGCUAGAGCAAGGGGAACUUCCACCUCAGGAAGAUCCUAUUUGGCAAAAAGACCCAGACUAUCAGCCACCAGCCAAAAAAACAAAGAAAACCAAAAAGAGCAAACUUCGCUACACAGAGGAGGGCAAAGAUGUGGAUGUUUCUGUCUAUGACUUUGAGGAAGAGCAACAGGAGGGUCUGCUAUCAGAGGUUAAUGCAGAGAAAGUGGUUGGUAACAUGAAGCCUCCAAAACCAACAAAAAUUAAGAAGAAAGGUGUAAAGAAGACAUUCCAGUGUGAGCUUUGCAGUUACACGUGUCCACGGCGUUCAAAUUUGGAUCGUCACAUGAAAAGUCACACUGAUGAGAGACCACACAAGUGCCAUCUCUGUGGCAGGGCAUUCAGGACAGUCACCCUCCUGAGGAAUCACCUUAACACACAUACAGGUACACGUCCUCACAAGUGCCCAGACUGUGACAUGGCCUUUGUGACUAGUGGAGAAUUGGUGCGGCAUCGUCGUUACAAACACACCCAUGAGAAGCCAUUCAAGUGUUCCAUGUGCGAUUACGCCAGCGUAGAAGUCAGCAAAUUAAAACGUCACAUUCGUUCUCAUACUGGAGAGCGUCCGUUCCAGUGCAGCUUGUGCAGUUAUGCUAGCAGGGACACAUACAAGCUGAAAAGGCACAUGAGAACCCAUUCAGGGGAAAAACCUUAUGAAUGUUAUAUUUGUCAUGCGCGAUUUACCCAAAGUGGUACCAUGAAGAUGCACAUCUUACAGAAGCACACAGAAAAUGUGGCCAAAUUUCACUGUCCCCACUGUGACACUGUCAUAGCCCGAAAAAGUGAUUUGGGUGUCCACUUGCGAAAGCAGCAUUCCUAUAUUGAGCAAGGCAAGAAAUGCCGAUACUGCGAUGCUGUGUUUCAUGAGCGCUAUGCCCUCAUUCAGCAUCAGAAGUCACACAAGAAUGAGAAGCGCUUUAAGUGUGACCAGUGUGAUUACGCUUGCAGACAGGAGAGGCACAUGAUCAUGCACAAGCGCACCCACACCGGGGAGAAGCCUUACGCCUGCAGCCACUGCGACAAGACCUUCCGCCAGAAACAACUCCUCGACAUGCACUUCAAACGCUAUCACGACCCCAACUUUGUCCCUGCGGCCUUCGUCUGUUCUAAGUGUGGGAAAACAUUCACACGGCGGAAUACCAUGGCAAGACAUGCUGAUAAUUGUGCUGGUCCAGAUGGUGUAGAAGGAGAAAAUGGAGGAGAAACGAAGAAAAGUAAACGUGGAAGAAAAAGAAAGAUGCGCUCUAAAAAAGAAGACUCCUCUGACAGUGAAGAAAAUGCUGAGCCAGACCUGGAUGACAAUGACGAUGAAGAGGAGCCUGCUAUGGAAAUUGAACCUGAGCCAGAGCCUCAGCCUGUGACCCCAGCCCCACCACCUGCCAAGAAGCGGAGAGGACGCCCCCCUGGCAGAACCAACCAACCCAAACAGACCCAGCCUAUCAUCCAGGUUGAAGAUCAGAAUACAGGUGCAAUUGAGAACAUUAUAGUUCAAGUAAAAAAGGAGCCAGAUGCAGAGCCCGCGGAGGGGGAGGAAGAAGAGGCCCAGCCCGCUGCCACAGAUGCCCCCAACGGAGACCUCACCCCUGAGAUGAUCCUCAGCAUGAUGGACCGGUGAUGGCAGGGCCUUGUCUUCACCAGGACUGCUCAGGGCUGUGUUUAAACGGCCUGCAUCUUACUUUUUCUCCCUUUUUCUUCUUUUGGCUUUGGGAAAAGCACCGUUUUACACCGUUUUACCAAACAUACUGAGAACUAAAACUUCAAGGAUGAUGUUAGGAAAAUGUGAUUUAACUAGAACUUGCCAUUUGAUGUUAGCAAAUCAUGGAAUGUUCCGAGUCCCUGAGGGUUUACCAGGAAGUGCUGAGGACAGUGUUGACGCCUAACUGGUUUCUUAGAUGGAAACAGAGACAUUGGACCCUCCUCCUUGCUAUGGUAAACCACUCCAGAACAGCCACCGGGUUGCCCAGAGUUCUACGGUCUUCUUCCCAGGAGAGUUUUUAAUUGUAAAUGCAGACUUGGGAAGGACUUAGACUUUUAAACUGGUUUUUGCUUUUGCUUUUUCCCUGACUCCCUUUGCUUGGAGUCGGCUGCACACCAAUAAUACGGCAUGCUACGAUCGGUUUUUGUCCUAAAGGCUUUGCCUCUUUCUUGGCAAAGUUUCUGGUAUGGUCAAGCUUGUAAAUAACUUUUUUUACAUUUUAAUCUUUUCCAUUAAUUAAGAGGUUGAAAAGAAGUGCAGUGUAAGAAAACCCAGCAUUUUAAUUACCUGCAAAUUAAGUUACCACAGACUGUAGUGUGUAAAUGUUGACAAGGAAUUGGAUUGCAAUCAUGUAGCAGAACGGCACCCAGACCACUGCCCACUAGAGACGGACGCCCAUGUAGAAGAUCGUGAUUUCCAGCCCAUGGAGCCAGCAUUUGAACCUUGUACAAUUAACUUUCAGUUAUAAUUUCCCAUCCACAUUUUCUUUGCUCUGUUUGUAGCUGAAUUUUCUGUUUUUUAAAUCCUCUGUUAAAGCAGAAGGGUGAUUAUGAGCAGGUCACAGCAGUCCCUUAAAAGCUGGGCCAGAAAUUUUCAUUAGGUCAGUAAUUUAAACUUUGGAUCUUCAAAAAAAAAAGGGGGGAGGGGGGUUAAUGAUGUGAAGUGAAACCAACUAUAAAUGAUUCUUGCACAUGAACUGUCACGUUUAAAAUGUGUUUUUUAGAGAGCCUCAGUCUUGUUGAUUUCAAACACUUUUCUCUUCUGUGUAUUGCUUUUAAGAGAGCCAUCAGCUGUCAGACUCUAGGUUGAUACAUUUUGUACUUAGCUGUACUGUGUGAUAUUUUUCAUUAUUUUAGGACACCAACAUGAGACCUGUAAUAAAAUACGUAAUGGGGUUGAAAGCUGGGGAGGAGGAUCUACUGCUGUACAGCUAAUAAAUCAUAACGGAUUAACAAUGCUUCAAA
Messenger RNA from Myotis lucifugus (little brown bat), 4656 nucleotides. RefSeq names its product CCCTC-binding factor (gene CTCF). Gene Ontology annotation, molecular function: RNA polymerase II transcription regulatory region sequence-specific DNA binding; DNA-binding transcription factor activity, RNA polymerase II-specific. Gene Ontology annotation, cellular component: nucleus. Bases 1151 to 3331 code for a protein of 726 amino acids. NCBI's taxonomy places the organism in Eukaryota, Metazoa, Chordata, Mammalia, Chiroptera, Vespertilionidae. The record is from RefSeq and is a predicted model, not a curated record. The transcript has 12 exons. Gene Ontology annotation, biological process: regulation of transcription by RNA polymerase II.